Messenger RNA from Haliotis rufescens (red abalone), 2910 nucleotides. Its product is annotated as cell wall protein DAN4-like. The transcript has 5 exons. The record is from RefSeq and is a predicted model, not a curated record. The coding region runs from base 266 to 1492 and encodes 408 amino acids. Lineage: Eukaryota; Metazoa; Mollusca; Gastropoda; Lepetellida; Haliotidae.
UGAGACUACAUUUGUGCAUGGGAGUAUGAACUAUUGAAUUUCCACCCUGAAUAUUAAAUAACAACAGCCAUUGUUGAAAAUACUCGGUGUGUAUGAGCAAGUCUAUUGAUAUCAACCAGGAAGUAACAAUGAGGGUGUGCCUUACACCUGAAGAAGAGAGAUCCGAGGAAGGGUUGUGUUUUAGAAGCAGGAACAGUCUGAAGCUGGUCAUACGUUCUGAAAAUGGAAUAACCAAACAUUGACGUGCGUGGAUUUUCACAACACCAUGACGACCGAAUCAUACGGAGAUGCUGUUGAACUGCGUACUUCUCCCAUCAGAGACCCAGCUGAUUGCGGAUCAGUUCGUGAUUCCGAAACUUAUUGCCAUGCGGUACAGUUAAAUUUCAGGGACUCGGCCUUGCCAGAUGUGGUCACCGGGAACAAUGUCUGUGAUGAAAAGCCCGAUGAUCCCUAUGACACUAUUGGGCAGGUUGGGACGCUACCAAAGACCAAAGAUGUCAGUUGUGUGAUGCCAGAUGACAUAUUGCGGAGCAGCAGCGAUAAGAAGGGAUGCACUGUGCCACCAUCGACAGGAUCCGACAGCGACAUGGCAAGCAGUCAGUCUUUGGCAUCCUAUGCUACCUGGAAUCAGUUAUCUCCUACGAACCAAGGCCCUCCUUCUGGCUCGACACCAGGAUGGUGCUCCUUCAAACGGGUGAUGAUCAUUGGAAUAGUCCUACUGAUUAUAGUUCUUGUGUCUAGCUUGGCAGUCACCAGCGCACUUCUACUCGCCAAAAAAGCAGGACAAACUGGGGCAUCGCCUGUUACACCACCAUCGUCAACCAAGGCAACAUCAACGGUAGUCUCCACAUCAACACCUACAACUGUCCCCUCAACUUCAACGACUACAACCUCUCUCUCAACUUCAACACCCUCCGCCCCCACCCCCUCUUCACCAUCUUCCGCCUCUGUCUCGCCUUCAACAUCUUCCACCUCUCUCUCGCCGUCAACGACUACCACCUCUAUCUCGCCGUCAACGACUACCAUCUCUGACUCGCCUUCAACGACUACCAUCACUCCCUCCACUUCAGUGACUCCUCCCACUAUAGCUAAUACAACGAAUGCCACUACAAGCUCGAUAACGCCAAGAUCUAGUACUGCCUCAACGUCUCUAUCUCCACCUACAUCAACGACUACGACAACUACACUCUGCAAAUCCUCCCGCAAGUGUCAUUCCUGUAACUCAAGAAAUGUACGAUGUCCGGUGAACGGCAGCCUGGCUGGGACUGACCCCGGUGAAGUAAUGCCCUGUCCAUGUGGUACCGCCUGCUUCUCUGAUGUUAAUCAUGGUGAUAGUAACAUUGUUCACCGAGGGUGCACGAAGGAGUACCCAGCUUGGGAUAGAGCAUCUUCCAACAAUCUGUCGUGUCAAGCUGUAGGGGGUGAUCACUUCCUGUGUUUCUGUCUUGGCGAUCGGUGCAAUACAGACAACAUGACGUCAUAUAUUCCCUGAAAUACGUCAAUGAUGUAUGUCGUAUGUGAAAGCAUAUAACCUUUUAUGAACUUUAGAAUCCGCUGUAUUGGGAUUAUGUCAAUAUCAAAACUUUGAUCUGAUCUGAUACUGAUUUGACGCUCAGUUGACAUGGUUUUAGAUAUAAGUUCUAGGGUAGCCGCCGCGUCCUUGUCCUCGUAUACAUGGACUGCAUAUGUAUCAACAUCCAUGUCUGUGUCUACACCCACGUCUACACACUACAUUCACGUUCACAUCAGCAUUUACAUCUACAUCUACACCCACGUCCUCGUCCAAAUCUACAUCUACAAUCACAUUCAUGUCAACAGCCAAAUCCAUAGCCACAUCCAAAUUCUUAUUAACAUUAACAUCAACUACUACCCCUACCCACAUUACCAUCUACAUCCGCAACCAUUAACUGGACAAUGUCGUGUUCCACAUCAACCUCCACGUUCACAUCCCCAUUUCCGUCUACGUCGUCAUUCACAUCAACGACCAUGUGCUCCUUCACACCCACACGUGUGCCCUCUGUUUUCAGCAACAUCCAAAGCCACGGCGUCAUCAACACUCGCACAGCUUCAUCCACAUCUGCAUUUUACAUCACAUCAACAACCGUACCCAAAAAUAACAUCCACACUCACAUCCUAAAACAAGACCACAACAAUAGAGUAACAAUGAUUAACAGUUCAAACAUUAUUACCACAACCAAAUAUGGACCCCAACAAAAUUCUGUUUUUAUAUUUAAAAUAAUAUCAGUUUAUGUAUUUUGUAUAGGUUGAUGAUUCAUUAUUUUGCGUACAGGUAAUAAUGAGCAAAUGAGUGGUUAAACGGCAUCCAUAUAUAUCCGGGUAAACAACCAUUGUUCUUUUAAUUAAUGUAAACACAUAGGUAUUAGUGGUACGCAGUAACCACAGAUGUAUGGACGGUGCGGUGUAAACACCUGUUUUGAAGAUCCCAGUGACCCUAUGGACGAUCCUUAUAUGUUUAAUAUAUAGUUUGCCUUUGCACGAAGGGCGUACUUCAUACAGAAGUAUAGAAUAUAUAGAAUAAAAUAAUGAAAUUUUUGUGCAUAUCAUAUAUCAAAAUUUUGAGAUGACCCCUGGUGCCUUCUAUUGUUUAACCAAUUAGCAUGCCUGACUGAUUUUCAUACUGGGAACAAUAGGUGGUGGCAAAGUGAGGCGAUCCCUUCAUACAGCGCCGCUGUCACCACUGCAUACAUUUGGGCCGCCCCACUCAUUCAUAUUCACUCUCACAAAGCAGGUCUCGUCUUCUCUUCUGUGUUUACCAGUAGUGCAUGUAUAUCACGAUGUAUGUAUAUCCAUUUCAAUUCAAACUGUAAAGCAUUUAAAAAAGCAACAUUCACAUUCUGCAUUCAACAUUCUGGAUGCAAAUGUACUUUACUCAAUGAACAUUAAAAAUUA